Messenger RNA from Arabidopsis thaliana (thale cress), 1943 nucleotides. It is a transcript of the gene NGA2, whose product is annotated as AP2/B3-like transcriptional factor family protein. Gene Ontology annotation, molecular function: DNA binding; DNA-binding transcription factor activity. NCBI's taxonomy places the organism in Eukaryota, Viridiplantae, Streptophyta, Magnoliopsida, Brassicales, Brassicaceae. Gene Ontology annotation, biological process: plant gross anatomical part developmental process. Bases 507 to 1406 code for a protein of 299 amino acids. Gene Ontology annotation, cellular component: nucleus. The transcript has a single exon. The record is from RefSeq and is marked reviewed.
AAUAUGUCCAUAUAGAGAAAAAUGAAACGAGGAUGGUAGAAAAAGGACAAGAAGCUCACAUGAACAGAACCAGAUUGUUCAUGGGCCCCCCUCUCACCUCUCUCUUCUUUCCUCUCGACCCAUAUCUCUAUCAAUCUUAUAUUACAUGAGCUCUCUCUCUCUCUCCUUCUCCUUCUCUCUUCUCCUUCCUUGUUCUUAGAGAUUGAUCCUAACUUGUUUUUCCUUUCUUGGAAUUGAAGAGCUUCUUGUUCCAUAAACAGUAGAGAGAGAAAGCUUCAAAGAGAGAAUCGUGCUAAUCAGUGAAGUUAGGCAAAAACCCACUUGCCAUUUUUGUAUAAUUAGGUCAAUCUCAUCCACCACCAUACUCAAUUCUCUUCCUUCUGAAAUUAGGGUUUUUUUUAUCUCCUCCUCUCUCUUUCUUGUCUACCAAAAAAGGUUUUAUCGAAUUACUCUCAAAUCGUAUGGUGAGGAAGUCAAAAUCUUGAGAGAUCUGAGAUUGUAAGAAGAUGAAUCAAGAAGAUAAAGAGAAGCCUAUUGAAGAAGCUUCUUCAUCAAUGGAGAGAGAACACAUGUUCGACAAAGUAGUAACACCAAGCGACGUUGGCAAACUAAACCGACUCGUGAUCCCUAAGCAACACGCAGAGAGAUACUUCCCAUUAGAUAACUCCACAACAAACGACAGCAACAAAGGUUUGCUUCUAAACUUCGAAGAUCGAAGUGGAAACUCAUGGAGGUUCCGUUACUCUUACUGGAACAGUAGUCAAAGCUAUGUCAUGACUAAAGGUUGGAGCCGUUUUGUCAAAGACAAGAAGCUUGAUGCUGGAGACAUCGUUUCUUUUCAGAGAGAUUCUUGUAAUAAAGACAAGCUUUACAUCGAUUGGAGGAGACGACCUAAGAUUCCCGAUCAUCAUCAUCAGCAAUUCGCCGGAGCUAUGUUCCCUAGGUUUUACACUUUUCCUCAUCCUCAGAUGCCGACAAAUUACGAAACUCACAACCUUUAUCAUCGAUUUCAUCAACGAGAUCUAGGAAUUGGAUACUAUGUGAGGUCAAUGGAGAGGAGUCAUCCAACGGCUGUGAUUGAAUCUGUGCCGGUGAUGAUGCAAAGGAGAGCACAAGUGGCUUCAAUGGCUUCGAGAGGAGAGAAGCGGUUAAGGCUGUUUGGUGUAGAUAUGGAGUGCGGAGGAGGAGGAGGGAGUGUGAAUAGUACGGAGGAAGAGUCGUCGUCUUCCGGUGGUAGUAUACCACGUGGCAGAGUUUCUAUGGUUGGUGCUGGUUCUCUCCUCCAGUUGAGGUUAGUGAGCAGUGAUGAUGAGUCUUUAGUAGCAAUGGAAGCUGCAAGUCUUGAGGAUCAUCACUUCUUUACAAAGAAAGGAAAACCUUCUUUGUCUUUUGAUUUGGAUAGGUGAUGAUUAUCAUGAGAUUAAUCACUAUUUAAAAAUGCAUAUAUAUGAUAAUUUAUACCAUAUAUUAUAUAUGACACAAAGAUGUCUUUCAAGAUUUAAUGAUAUUAUCAAGAAAUAACAUGUUUUAAAGAUUCCAUGUUGGUUGGUUUUAACAAAGUCUUUUGUUUUGGUUCCUGAUUUUGUUCUUCCAAAAAGCUUUUUCCUUAAUGAGUCUCUUAUUUAGCUUUGGUUUGGUCGGUGUUAUACAGAACAGAACUUUGGAUAGCUAGGGAUCAGUGUAAAACUUAAAAACCCAUGUCCCUCUAGUCAGAAACUAAUCAGAAGAUAUGGGCUGUCUUAUAAAAGUGAAAUGUGUAUGUAACAUGUGAUUGCAGCAUUGUGUAUAAAAUGACAUUAAAUGGUUAUCAAACUUUUUUACUUUGUUUAGUUUAUUUGAUAUGGCUGCUGUCCUGUUACUGCUGCAUUUUUCUGAAGCUGUUUCUGCUGCUUAAUUAGUCAAGCAGAUUUUGCAGCUUGCAGGAGAUGGGCAGAGACAAAAAU